This is a messenger RNA of Agelaius phoeniceus (red-winged blackbird), 1376 nucleotides long. It is a transcript of the gene NAAA, whose product is annotated as N-acylethanolamine acid amidase. The record is from RefSeq and is a predicted model, not a curated record. Gene Ontology annotation, cellular component: lysosome. Gene Ontology annotation, molecular function: fatty acid amide hydrolase activity. NCBI's taxonomy places the organism in Eukaryota, Metazoa, Chordata, Aves, Passeriformes, Icteridae. Gene Ontology annotation, biological process: fatty acid metabolic process.
AUGGGCUGCGGGCCGUGGGCGCUGCUGGCGCUGCUGUGCGGGGCGGCGGGGGCAGCGGCCCCCCUGCGCUGCAACGUGAGCCUGGACAGCCCGGCCGAGCAGCGCUGGCUGCCCGUGCUGCGGCACUUCGAGCCCGCCUUCCUGCGCGCCGCCUUCCAGCGGAUCAUCGACGAGAGCAUACCCAAAUGGGUUCACCAGGUCAUCCAGCCCAUAGCAGCCGAACUGGAGCUUUUCAUGCCCCAGCCCUUCGCGGGAGAGAUUGCGGGGAUGUGCAAAGCACUGGGAAUCAAUCUCGGAGAUGGAAUCCUGCUGAACUUCGCCUACGAAUCCACUGCGUUCUGUACCAGCAUUGUGGCUCAGGAUGACAAAGGCAACAUUUACCACGGUCGAAACCUGGAUUACGCUUUUGUCGAUAUAUUGAGCAAGAUCACACUGGAUGUGCAGUUUAUCAAGGGUGAGCAGGUCGCAUACCAAGGUACCACAUUUCUUGGUUACGUCGGUUUAUGGACUGGGCAAAGCCCACACAAGUUCACCAUCUCUGGAGAUGAACGAGAUGGUGGUAGAUGGUGGGAAAAUGCUAUAGCUGCUUUCCUCAAUAGGAAUUACCCGGUCAGCUGGCUUGUGAGAGAUACCCUGAGCAAAGCAGAGGACUUCCAGGCUGCUGUUCUCAGACUGGCUGACAUUCCCAUCAUUGCUGAGGUUUACUAUAUUGUGGGAGGUGUCUCACCCAAAGAAGGCAUGGUCAUAACGAGGAAUAGAAGAGGGCCAGCAGAUCUCUGGCCUCUCGAUCCCUUAGGUGGAGCGUGGUUCCGUGUGGAGACAAACUACGAUCACUGGACUACCCCUCCUCCUUUUGAUGAUCGCAGAACUGCUGCCAUCAAAGCUCUCAAUGCUACUGGACAGCACAACAUCAACUUUGAUACACUCUUUAAGGUGUUGUCAGUGAAGCCAGUCUUAAACAAUAACACAGUGUACACUACAGUCAUGAGUGCUGCACUUCCAGAUCGGUACCAGACAUGGAUGAGAGCUGGGGAGUGAAGAGAUGGAAGUGGCAGAGGUUUCAACCUACUGAGUGAGAAGCUGAAGCUGUGCAAGACUAACAUAUGCUUUUAAAAUCACUCCUGGGAGCAGUACAGUGGCUUUGGUUCAUUAAUGAUGUGCACCAUUCAGGAAACAGUGAUUUGUUAACUCUUCAAAGUGUUGCAGGUGAUCCUGUUGAUGACCUGUAAUGGAAGUUUGAAAUUACAAAAUCAAUUGUAAUUUAAUUGAUGCUCUAGUAGAUGUUGAUGGGUAAAAAUGGCUUGUACUAUUUUUGGUAUGAGUUGUGCAACUGUGAUGUACUUCUGUGCUGACUAAUAAACACAUUUUGUAAAUUA